CAGGAUGUGACCUGUGGGAUAGUUCUGGGCAUCUUUGGUAACGCUGAGUUUGAAAAAGAGGAAGGCCUUGUUUUAUAUGUCUGCAGGAUUUAUCCCUCCCGACCCUAUGAUGGAAUAGAUCUUGUAGGAGACUCUCUCCCCCCAUCGCUUACUUUUCUUUUGGCGAUGAGAUGGAGCUUUGACUGAAAGGCCAUGGGGCAGGACGUAGAGGGGCAGGCCGGACAGCAAAGCAGCGCCACGUCCCUUCAGGACCUUUGUGAAUGGAUGUCCUGCUAUGACAAGAAGUUGCGGCGGACGGGGCCGGAGCAGCUCAACAGGCACGCCGACCUCAUCCUGGCCCCCCUACACUCCCGUGUGAACGGCUGGUCUCUGCCUCUCCACUCCUUCCAGCUGGUCACCCUGGGGCUGUAUGCCUACCUGGCCAUUGUGGGCUUCGGCAUCUACGUCCCUCUUCUCCCAUAUGGGUGGAAGCACGUGGCCUACACUGUGAUUGGCCUACUUUUUACACAUCACUUGAUUACUCAUCUGGUUGCGGUCACGAUCGAUCCAGCAGAUCAAAACGUAUUGGCCAGGAAAAAUUACGACAAACCCAUGCCAAUUUUUGAUCGAAGCAAAUGCAAGCAUGUGAUUGAAAACCAGCGCUGCUACCUUUGUGAAGUUGACGUAGGGCCAAAAGCCAAACAUUGUAGUAUCUGCAAUAAGUGUAUUGCGGACUUUGACCACCACUGCAACUGGCUGAAUAACUGUGUUGGAAGCAAAAAUUACUGGUUUUUCUUCAACGCGGUGGCUUCAGCCGUGCUUGGGCUUUUUCUGCUCAUCCUGGUGAUCCUCUAUGUCUUCAUCCAGUAUUUUGUGAAUCCUGCAGAACUCCGCACAUCUCCUCAGUUUGAAAGUCUCAGUGGGAACGGCACGUGGCUGGUCUUCCUUCCUGUUGCUCCGGCAGAGACCACGGCAGUCGUAGUCAUUUCCCUCGCAGCGUUAACUCUGCUUUUGGGGUUUGCUUCUUUCAUACCACUUGGACAUUUGUUGCUGUUUCAUCUUUACCUCUUGGUUAAGAAGCUGAGCACAUAUGAAUACAUGACUCGACAUCGACACCAUAAUAAUACUGUGGCUCAGGAAAUAAAUGUGGAAGCAACAUUAGAUGGAUCAAGCAGAAUGGAACCCUUGCAGGAUUUAACUGAAGUAAGACAGCCAAAGCCUUUGGAAAUUGCAGGCCUCCCAGCAUCAGGACUGUGACCACAUAUUAACUGCAGUUACAGAAACAGCCUCGAGGACAAGCCAGCGUCCACAGAGAUGGUCUUAUCUGCGAAGGGUUUCCCGAGGAAUUUCACAGCAGGGCAGUACUGAGUUCCACCAAGGGAUGUGAGUCAUGAAGCCCCUUUCAGCAAUGGUGGACAGCUGGUUACUGUUCUGUAGAGAUCUGCUUGUUGGAUCACAAUUGGACACUGCCGUGACUAGAGGGGGAUGUCCCCUCUCAACCGAACCGAGCUUGCUCCUUUUAACCGACAAGAGGGUGCUAUUGAUAUCGAAGACUGUGCACUGCCGGCAUGUCGAAAACGCGUUUAAUUUGGGGCAGUCGGCCAAAGUUCAAAUUGGAUGUUGCAGUGCCCUCUUCUCUGAUAAUAUAGGGCUCUGAGAUUUUUUACCUGCUCGCAAUGAAUUUCUGAAGAUUGGCUGUGAGCUGCCUGUGAGCUGAUAAGCAGGCAGGAGAUAUGCGAGUACUGUACUAGGAUGAGGAAGUCCUCCUGAGGCCUACAUUGAUGCCUUCUUUGCUUUCGUCUCCAGCUUAUGUUCACGGUGUGAACAGCCGGAGAGUGAGCAGGUAUGAGGCCAAAACAGCUGUUCAUAGGUCCUUCAGAACCAGCUGUGGCCGUUUGGUGCCUUCAGGCAAAGAUUUCCCUGUUAUGGAAAGACCAGCAGACUUGUGCAGUGGAAGAUCACUGGAUUUGGAAAACAAGAUUCAAGUCCAGCAGCACUUUUAAAAACAACAAGAUUUUCAGGGUAUAAGCAUUUGGGAGUCCGUGCUCCCUUCUUCGGAUACCAGUAAGGGACUCUUCUUCAGACAAUGGGAGCUCAGACUCUCGAAAGCUCACACCUUGGAAAUCUCAGUGGUCUUUCAGGUGCUGCUGGACUUGAAUCUUGCUCUUACACAGCGGACCAACAUGGAUACCUGCCUGAAACUACCUUCAUGGAUAGGAGAGAGAUUGCGGAUGCUUGUGGGAGUGGCCAGGUUUACAGCGUUCUGCCCAAUUUGUAUCAAGUGUUGCUAGAAGAGGUGCUGCUGCUCUUUGGGAACCCAGCUGGAGAGGACUCCCCUUUUCUUCUUUACUCUGAAAACCAGCUUUUGUAAGCAGUUGAUUGUGUAACGGAACGUCUCAUUUUUAAAAAUCAUCUUUUUAAAAAACAAAUAAUUCAUACGAGUUUUGUGGCUUUGAUAGGAACGUUUUAAUGAAUUCCCCAAAACACAAUGUGGUGAGUUGUGAGCACUAGGUUAAAACUGAGCCUUCUGCAUUGAAAUUUAUGAAAAGGGCACUUCUGAUUUGCACUUUAUGUGGGAAUGGGGUGCUUUUUUAAUACAGUGGAGUUCUCUAGAUUUGUUUUUAAAGCAAAAUAUUUCUA
Eublepharis macularius is the source of this 2619-nucleotide messenger RNA. It is a transcript of the gene ZDHHC11, whose product is annotated as zinc finger DHHC-type containing 11. Gene Ontology annotation, biological process: peptidyl-L-cysteine S-palmitoylation; protein targeting to membrane. Bases 193 to 1236 code for a protein of 347 amino acids. Lineage: Eukaryota; Metazoa; Chordata; Lepidosauria; Squamata; Eublepharidae. The record is from RefSeq and is a predicted model, not a curated record. The transcript has 10 exons. Gene Ontology annotation, cellular component: Golgi apparatus; endoplasmic reticulum. Gene Ontology annotation, molecular function: protein-cysteine S-palmitoyltransferase activity.